AGCCAGAAGGUCGACAACGCGGUCGUCGCCCAGUUGAAAGAAUCGCCCUAUCCCAAGAGAAUCACUAACAGCGACACCUUUUUUUUACGUUUUUUUUUAUCAGAAUCCAAACAUUGUUCUUUGGUGUUGAGCUGGGUGAUAGCCAGCCGGAAAAAGAAGUGAGACAGAAGUUAAACAGAAGUGAGACAGAAGUGACACAGUAGUGAGAUAGAACUUCGAUAUAUAGCGCGAAACAGAAAACCCGAUCCACAACACACAGCAGAGAGACUGAUUAGUCGAGGAGCGAGAGUAAUCUCGCUGGCACUGGAACGACACACACCCUCGCAACUGGACAAGCUGGAGAACCUAAGCACCAUGGAGGGCGGCGAGUCCACGGAGUCCACACACAACACCAAGGUGUCCGACUCAGCCUACUCGAACAGCUGCAGCAACAGCCAGUCGCAGCGCAGUGGCAGCUCCAAGUCCCGGCUGAGCGGCAGCCACUCCUCCGGCAGCAGCGGCUAUGGCGGCAAGCCCUCGACGCAGGCCAGCAGCAGCGACAUGAUCAUCAAGCGCAACAAGGACAAGUCGCGCAAGAAGAAGAAGAACAAGGGCGCGGGCCAGGGGGCGGGGCAGGCGGGCCAGUCGCUGAUCUAGGCGUCGACGAGCCUGGAGGGAGGAGCCGAGGAGAAGCCCCGGCCCAGCGGCAGUGGGUGCGGCGUGGAGCAGCAGAGCUGCCGGGAGCUGCUGCAGGACCAGCAGCACGGCGAGGAUCUCAGCGAGCCCAAGGCCGCGGAGCAGCUGCAGCAGGAGGAGGGUGACCAGUCCGGGUCCGAGUCGGAGGCCGAGCGUGUCGAGGGCGUGGCCAAGUCGGAGGCGGCACAGAGCUUUCCCAUUCCCUCGCCGCUGUCCGUGACCGUAGUGCCGCCCUCGAAGGGCGGCUGCGCGGGAGUGGGUCACGCCGCCGGCGUGGACAGCGGCCAGGCCAAGUCGGACAAGACGUGGGAGGCAGGAGGUCCGGGCAAGCCGGAGCCCGUGCCGGGUGUGAGCACAGCAGCGGCGGCCACCGGACAGCGCGUGGAGCGGCUGAAGGAGGACAGCUUCUGCUGCGUCAUCUCCAUGCACGACGGCAUCGUGCUGUACACCACGCCCAGCAUCACCGACGUGCUGGGCUAUCCGCGCGACAUGUGGCUGGGCAGGUCGUUCAUCGACUUCGUGCACCUCAAGGACCGCGCCACCUUCGCCAGCCAGAUCACCACGGGCAUACCCAUCGCGGAGUCCCGGGGCAGUGUGCCCAAGGACACCAAGAGCACCUUCUGCGUGAUGCUGCGCCGCUAUCGCGGACUCAAGUCCGGCGGCUUCGGCGUCAUCGGCCGGCCCGUCAGCUACGAACCCUUCCGCCUGGGGCUCACCUUCAGGGAGGCUCCGGAGGAGGCGCGGCCGGACAACUACAUGGUCUCCAAUGGCACCAACAUGCUGCUCGUCAUCUGCGCCACUCCCAUCAAGAGCAGCUACAAGAUUCCCGACGAGAUCCUCUCGCAGAAGAGCCCCAAGUUCGCCAUCCGCCACACGGCCACCGGGAUCAUAUCGCACGUGGACAGCGCGGCGGUCAGUGCGCUGGGCUACCUGCCGCAGGACCUGAUUGGGCGCAGCAUCAUGGACUUCUACCACCAGGAGGACCUGUCCGUCAUGAAGGAGACGUACGAGAUGGUCAUGAAGAAGGGCCAGACGGCGGGCGCCUCGUUCUGCAGCAAGCCGUACCGCUUCCUCAUCCAGAACGGCUGCUACGUGCUCCUGGAGACGGAGUGGACAAGCUUCGUCAAUCCGUGGUCCCGCAAGCUGGAGUUCGUCGUCGGGCACCAUCGCGUCUUUCAGGGACCCAAGUCGUGUAACGUCUUCGAGGCGGCGCCCACGUGCAAGCUCAAGAUGUCCGAGGAGGCACAGAGCCGGAACACGCGGAUCAAGGAGGACAUCCUGAAGCGCCUGGCGGAGACGGUGUCCCGGCCAUCGGACACGGUCAAGCAGGAGGUAUCACGCCGCUGCCAGGCGCUGGCCAGCUUCAUGGAGACCCUCAUGGACGAGGUGUCCCGGGCGGACCUGAAGCUGGAGCUACCGCACGAGAACGAGUUGACCGUCUCGGAGCGGGACAGCGUGAUGCUCGGCGAGAUCUCGCCGCACCACGACUACUAUGACAGUAAGAGUUCCACCGAGACGCCGCCCAGCUACAACCAGCUAAACUAUAACGAGAACCUGCUGCGUUUUUUCAACAGCAAGCCGGUCACGGCGCCGGCCGAGCUCGAUCCGCCCAAGACGGAGCCGCAAGAGCCGCGCGGCACCUGUGUCAGUGGCGCCAGUGGUCCGAUGAGUCCCGUCCACGAGGGCAGCGGGGGCAGCGGCUCCUCGGGCAACUUCACCACCGCCAGUAACAUACACAUGAGCAGUGUGACGAACACGAGCAUUGCGGGCACCGGUGGCACGGGCACGGGCACUGGCACGGGAACAGGCACAGGCACGGGCACUGGAACGGGCACGGGUACCGGCACUGGCAAUGGCACGAAUUCCGGCACCGGAACCGGCACCGCCAGCUCCAACUACAGAUGCGGAGGCGUAGCCAUACAGCCAGUCACGCUGACCGAGUCCCUGCUGAACAAGCACAACGACGAGAUGGAGAAGUUCAUGCUGAAGAAGCACCGCGAGUCGCGCGGACGGACGGGCGAGAAGAGCAAGAAGUCCGCCACCGACACGCUCAAGAUGCUGGAGUACAGUGGUCCGGGCCACGGCAUAAAGCGAGGCGGCUCCCACUCCUGGGAGGGAGAGGCCAACAAGCCCAAGCAGCAGCUGACCCUGGGCACGGAUGCGCUCAAGGGCGUGGUUGGCGGUGCAGGAGGAAUGGUGGGCACGGGCGGCGGAGCCGGUGUGGCGGGCGGAGGUGGACCCGGCAUAGGAUUAGCGGGCGAUGGCAGAUUGACCAUGACCUCAGGAGCGGGAGGAGUUGGUGGGGGACCAGGAGGGGCGGCAGCAGCGGCGGGAGUGAUGUCCUCGGUGGGUAGCUCCAUGCCGGGACCCUCGUCCUACCCCACCUGCACGCAGAACAUCAACCUCUGGCCACCGUUCUCGGUGGGCAUCACGCCGCCCGUCCACUCCACGCACACGGCCAUGGCCCAGAGCAGCUUCUCCUCCGCCGGCCUCUUCCCGACCUUCUACUACAUCCCCGCCUCCCUGACGCCCACCAGUCCCACGCGCUCCCCCCGGCUGCACAAGCAUCCGCACAAGGGUGGCGCCGAAAUGCCCACCACCUCGCAGCAGGCGGCUGCCGCGGCCGCCCAGGCCGCCCAGGCCAUGCCGCUGCAGUACAUGGCCGGCGUGAUGUACCCGCAUCCGUCGCUCUUCUACACGCACCCGGCGGCGGCCGCUGCCACGGCCAUGAUGUACCAGCCGAUGCCCUUUACCGGGAUGACCAACGCUCUCCAGAUUCCCGAGCGUCCCUUGGGCUCCCAGUCGGCGUACAACAAGUCCAUGUACACGACCACGCCGGCGUCCAUGGUGAAGAAGGUGCCGGGGGCAUUCCACUCGGUCACCACGCCCUCGCUGGUGCAGCGUCCCUCCUCGCAGAGCGCCUCCAAUGCGGAGCCGGGCUCCAGUGCGGCGGUAUCCGAUCCGUGCAAGAAGGAGGCGCUCGACGCCUCGCCCAUGCCAUCCGUGAUGGGCGACUACAACUCCGAUCUGCCGUGCAGCAGCGGCAAUCCCGCCAACAACAAGGUAGUGUAUGCGAACGAGGUGCACUGGUCAGUGGGAGCCGCGUGUGCUCAUCCACAGAAGUACACGGACAGCAAUGGUAACAGCGACGACAUGGACGGCUCCAGCUUCUCCUCCUUCUACUCGUCCUUCAUCAAGACCACGGACGGAUCGGAGAGUCCGCCGGACGUCGAAAAGGAUCCCAAGCAGCGAAAGCUGAAGAGCAUGAGCCCCUCGGACAGCAAGAUCAUGGAGCACCCGGAGGAGGACCAGACACAGCACGGGGAUGGGUAGACAGCACCCACAGUUGCUGCUGACCGACGUGCACCAGGUUCGAGUGCACAGUGUCGAUCCCUAUGACGAUCCGAGCAGCAGACACCGAGGAGCAGCAGGGUCCUGGACACGAUUCUCCGAAUCAGCACGCACGCAUCCGUGGGAUGUCACUAUUCAGAAUCCGAUCGCGUGACGAAAGCAGCAGACGAACUGGACAGGUAGACAAACUUGGAGGAUCACCAGAACCCAUGCAGGCAGGGCACUAUGUAGAUCUC
Messenger RNA from Drosophila teissieri, 4262 nucleotides. It is a transcript of the gene per, whose product is annotated as period circadian protein. Gene Ontology annotation, cellular component: cytoplasm; nucleus. The record is from RefSeq and is a predicted model, not a curated record. NCBI's taxonomy places the organism in Eukaryota, Metazoa, Arthropoda, Insecta, Diptera, Drosophilidae. Gene Ontology annotation, biological process: negative regulation of transcription by RNA polymerase II; entrainment of circadian clock by photoperiod; circadian regulation of gene expression. The transcript has 8 exons. Gene Ontology annotation, molecular function: transcription corepressor binding; transcription cis-regulatory region binding.